AUGGCGUUGCUCGCUCAUUUGUUCAUGAUUGCUGCGGCAUUCGUUACCGUAGCAAGUUGUGCAUCAGCUCUGCAGAUACCCCCCAUUCCAAAGGAGGUCAAGCAAUCUACCUCCUACACCGUUCGCGUUCGCGAAGCCGGUGGAGAAUGGCAAUCCGUGCCCGCCUAUCUAGUCAACCUCCACGAGAUUAACACCACUACCGGAGGCGCUAAAGUCCACCCGAGCUCCCUAGUCAUGUUCGAUUUUGACGGUGGCGUAGAGAUUUCGGUGACGUACAAUGAGGGUACCAUCACCUCCCCGCGAAUCCGGCCAGACUCCUACGGCUUCAAACCCGCUGUUCAAGGUAACACCUUGAUCUUUACUCUCUCCGAGCCAAAGGACCUCGUUAUCCAGACGACCAGUUCCGUAUUUGACGUCUUACAUCUUAUUACCAACCAUAUCCCAAAAGAUAUCCCAAGCGAAAAUGACCUAGGUGUAAUCUACUACGGUCCUGGAUACCACACUCUCAACGCCACCCUUAACAUCACCUCGGGCCAAACCCUGUACCUGGCUGCGGGAGCUGUCGUCAAUGCUGCAGUAUCCCUUGACAACGCCACAUCAGCAUCUAUCCGUGGCCAUGGCGUUCUCUAUCGUGCUCCAAUAGGCGCCAUCUCCGCUCAAUGGUCAAAGGACAUAAUAGUCGAGUCUAUCACGGUCAUAAACCCGGGCCACUACACAUUCAACGCCGCCGAAGUCAAUGGCGUAACCAUCCGCAAGCUCCGCUCCUUCAGCGCCAUAAAAUGGGGCGACGGGAUUGACCUCUACAGCAGCAAGAACGUUCUUCUUGACGGUGUGUUCAUGCGAAACUCUGAUGACUGCAUCGCGCUAUACAACCACCGGAACGACUGGUACGGCGACAGCGCCAACAUUACAGUGCAGAACUCUGCUUUGUGGGCGGAUGUAGCACACGCUAUCAAUAUCGGCACCCACGGGAACUCCAUCAACCCCGAGACGAUGUCGGACAUCACUAUCCGAAACGUUGAUAUUAUGGACCACCGGGAGUUCCAGAUGGGUUACCAAGGCGCCAUUGCCAUUAACCCUGGCGACAGCAAUCUUGUCCGGGAUGUACUCAUUGAUGACGUCCGUGUUGAGGAUUUUCGAAUGGGGCAGCUAAUUACCAUGAUGGUCAUGUACAACCAGAAAUACAACACGUCGCCUGGUCGUGGCAUCUCGAAUGUCACGGUAAGGAAUCUUGUUUAUAAUGGGAGUAACGCUAACACGGCUAUCAUGACGGGUUACAACGAGACGAGGGAUAUCGAGUUCGUCAAGUUUGAGAAUCUCACGCUUAAUGGGUUGCGGAUCAGCGACGCUAUGAAGAAGCCCGGGUGGUACUUGACUUCAGACUUUGUUCCGAUGUAUGUCAAUGAGCAUGUGAGGAAUUUGACAUUCACUUAG
This is a messenger RNA of Colletotrichum truncatum, 1434 nucleotides long. RefSeq lists its product as uncharacterized. The record is from RefSeq and is a predicted model, not a curated record. Gene Ontology annotation, molecular function: polygalacturonase activity. Gene Ontology annotation, biological process: carbohydrate metabolic process. NCBI's taxonomy places the organism in Eukaryota, Fungi, Ascomycota, Sordariomycetes, Glomerellales, Glomerellaceae.